GGAAAGUACGAGAAAGGAAACGGUUGGGCAAGCGAAGAUGUCGAAAACGCAGGUGCAGCCGAUAGGGCAGAAGAGACUGACGAACGUCGCCGUCGUCCGCCUCAAGAAGCGCGGCAUGCGCUUCGAGAUCGCCUGCUACAAGAACAAGGUCCUCUCAUGGCGCUCCCGCGUAGAGAAAGAUCUGGACGAAGUGUUGCAGUCGCACACUGUAUACUCAAAUGUCUCGAAAGGGAUUCUCGCGAAAACGAAGGAUUUGGUGGCCGCAUUUGGGACCGAUGACCAGACGAAAAUAUGUUUGGAGAUUUUGGAGAAAGGAGAGCUUCAAGUUGGUGGAAGGAGAGGGAAUCUCAGUUAUCUAGUCAGUUUCGAGACAUUGCAACGAUUGUUAAGCAGUGGAAGACAUAAAUGAAUUUAUAAGUAUAUAAAACCUUCUCAUAUAAUUAGCAUUAGCGAUCUUUUUUAGCUAGAGAAUUUUUAUCUUCUGUGUUUCUUGACUGGUUUUGGCACUUGAUAUCCUCUCGGCACUAACUUUUCUUCUCUUUUAUUCAACUUUGGUCAUUCAUAUAACUCAUCUGCUAGUCACCAUUGCUGAUCCAUUAUUGUACAUUAUGUUUAUCCUUUUUUCAUUAAACCUUUGAGAUAGUU
Messenger RNA from Rubroshorea leprosula, 645 nucleotides. The record is from the annotation of a GenBank genome assembly. Lineage: Eukaryota; Viridiplantae; Streptophyta; Magnoliopsida; Malvales; Dipterocarpaceae.